Molecule: messenger RNA, 2348 nt
Organism: Chaetomium fimeti
Lineage: Eukaryota; Fungi; Ascomycota; Sordariomycetes; Sordariales; Chaetomiaceae
Exons: 7
Coding region: 204-2345 (713 amino acids)
Biological process (GO): removal of superoxide radicals; cell redox homeostasis
Cellular component (GO): cytoplasm; cytosol
Molecular function (GO): thioredoxin-disulfide reductase (NADPH) activity; zinc ion binding
Source: RefSeq, a predicted model, not a curated record
GGGGAAAGUCUGGGGUAAGCGUGUUGUCGUGUAGUUUCCCAACCUCUUAGUUAUCAAUCCCAUCGUGGUUUGUUUGCUCUACUUAGCAUUCGAUUUGUUUCACACUUUCCCAUCCGAACACACGCCCGCCUGCCAUCCUAAUUGCUGCGCUGUUAUCCGUUAAAUCGUCUCUUGCUUUCCAGAUUCAACAUUCAACAUUCAAGAUGCGAGGUAUUCAAGUAGCGAGUUACGUCAAGGCUCCCCAUGAGCUCAACGUGACGGAGCUGGCGGACCCCAAGCAGGCCCCGGAUGACUAUCUCAUCGAGGUCCAUGCCGCAGCGACGAACUUCUUUGAUAUCCUGCAGAUCCAGGGUAAAUACCAGCACCAGCCACCCUUCCCCUGGGUCUCUGGUGCCGAGUUCGCGGGCAUCGUGCUGGCCACUCCCGCCAACUCCAAGAACCCCAAGUUCCCAGUCGGCUCCCGAGUCUUCGGAGCCACCCAAGGCGCAUAUGCCACCAAGUGUGUGGCCAAGGAGGUUAGCAUGCUGGCUGUCCCGCCGGGCUGGAGCUACAAAGAGGCGGCGGGGUUGUUUGUGACGGCACCCACAAGCUACGGUGCACUGGUUGUACGUGCCGGAGUCAAGGCAGGCGACUAUGUCCUCGUCCAUGCGGCGGCUGGAGGCGUCGGCCUUGCUGCCGUUCAAGUCGCCAAGGCCUUUGGCGCGACCGUCAUCGCCACAGCCGGCACCGAGCGGAAGCUCCAAGUAGCCAAGGCGUUCGGCGCUGAUCACGUCAUCGACUACCGAGACGCAAAGUGGCCCGAGACGGUCAAGAAACUGACGCCCAAGGGCAGGGGUGUUGACAUCGUCUACGACCCCGUGGGCAUGGUCGACAAGAGCACAAAGUGCACCGCCUGGAACGGGCGCAUCCUGAUUGUCGGGUUCGCCGCAGGCACCAUUGAGAAGGUGGCCAUGAACAAGGUGCUCCUCAAGAACAUCAGCUUGGUUGGCAUCCACUGGGGGCAGUAUGCCGUUCACGAGAAGGAGACGGUGGUGACAGUGUGGCAGGGGAUCAUGAAGUUGAUCGCCGAGGGCAAAUUCAGGGGCACCGAAUUUACGGAUAAGGAGUUCGUUGGGCUCGAGACUAUCCCCGACGCUCUAAAGGCUCUGGGGAGCAGAGGGACAUGGGGUAAAGUGGUCGUCACUGUUCCUCAGGAGGGACAGAGCAACCCCGCCCCCCCCCAAACCGCCAAGCUGUUCGCAUCAUACUUAAGACGCACCCUCCGCUCCAGCGCUAGCGGUCUCUCCGUAGCUGCUGCCGCAACGCUCUCCCAGAAGAGUGCCCCGUACUAUCAGAGCGAGAUACACACCAUCGGCAAGCGGAGGAUGCACAGCAAAGUCGUUAUCAUCGGCUCUGGGCCAGCCGCCCACACGGCCGCCAUCUACCUAGCCCGUGCCGAGCUAAAGCCGGUCCUGUACGAGGGCUUCAUGGCCAACGGCGUUGCGGCGGGCGGCCAGCUGACGACGACGACCGAGGUCGAGAACUUCCCGGGCUUCCCCGAGGCCGUGACGGGCCAGGAGCUGAUGGACAAGAUGCGGGCCCAGUCGGAACGCUUCGGCACCGUCAUCGUCGGCGAGACGGUCGGCAAGCUCGACCUGUCGAAGCGGCCGUUCGAGUACUCGACCGAGUGGAGCCCCGACGACGUCAUGACGGCCGACGCCGUGAUCCUCGCUACGGGCGCGUCGGCCCGUCGGCUGAACCUGCCGGGCGAGGACAAGUACUGGCAGAACGGCAUCUCGGCGUGCGCCGUGUGCGACGGCGCGGUGCCCAUCUUCCGCAACAAGCCGCUCGUGGUCAUCGGCGGCGGCGACUCGGCCGCCGAGGAGGCCAUGUUCCUGACCAAGUACGGCAGCCACGUCACGGUGCUCGUGCGCCGCGACAAGCUGCGCGCCAGCAGCAUCAUGGCCCGCCGCCUGCUCAGCAACAAGAAGGUCACGGUGCGCUUCAACACCGUCGGCGUCGAGGUCAAGGGCGACAGCAAGGGGCUGAUGAGCCACCUCGUCGUCAAGGACGUCGUCUCGGGCGCCGAGGAGACCCUCGAUGCCAACGGCCUGUUCUACGCCGUCGGCCACGACCCGGCCACGGGCCUCGUCAAGGAGCAGCUGGAGACCGACGAGGACGGCUACGUCCGCACGGUGCCCGGCUCUACCGUUACCAGCGUGAAGGGGUUGUUUGCGGCGGGGGAUGUCCAGGACAAGAGGUAUCGGCAGGCCAUCACCAGCGCGGGCACCGGCUGCAUGGCGGCGUUGGAUGCGGAGAAGUACCUGGCGGACCUCGAGGAGGAGCAGGCGGAUGGGAAACUAUAGAAU